Messenger RNA from Drosophila ficusphila, 2400 nucleotides. Its product is annotated as transcription factor grauzone. Gene Ontology annotation, cellular component: nucleus. NCBI's taxonomy places the organism in Eukaryota, Metazoa, Arthropoda, Insecta, Diptera, Drosophilidae. The transcript has 4 exons. Bases 147 to 2126 code for a protein of 659 amino acids. Gene Ontology annotation, molecular function: zinc ion binding. The record is from RefSeq and is a predicted model, not a curated record.
ACCGCUUGCUCUGGUACAAAAAACAGCUGGCGUUUUGAGUGCACUGCGGCUUUAAAGUUUAAACAAAUUAGUAAAUAAAAAGUUGCAUUUUUCGACCCAAACAAUAAAUGGCUUUUCAUUCCCUGUAACAAAGGCUAUUCAUCGAAAUGGAUUCCGCUCCGUGCUGCUUACUCUGCAUGUGCGAGUAUUCAGCCAUGAUGGGGGACUAUAUCGAGGUGCACUCACCGCGAGCCGUCCAACUGGAGGUGACCAGGAUCGUCAACCAGCAUUUUCCCUUCCAGAUCUCCAAGGAAAGUCACGAAAGGAUCUGCGGACGCUGCUGGAAAACUGUCUCUGACUUUCACACUUUGCAUGAAUUCGUUAGUGCAGCACAGAACUCCUUGCAGGAAACGAAAGUUCUGCUUAUGGAGGAUGAUCCUCUCACACAGGGAAUUUCAUCCUUCCCGGAAGUUUCAAAACUGCCAACCCAAGAGGAGGAAAGGGUGCAGGAGCCGGCGGAACUUGCCGGGCGCAACUUCUUCUACCCGGAGAUCAAGAUAGAGGAACACGAGCUGGACCAUUUACCCCGCAUUGAGAUAUUGGAAAGCACAACCAGCACACAAGUUACUCAAGACCAGUUGGAAGGUACAGCCAGACGUUUGAGAAAGCGUUUAAAGGCAGAGGAAGCACCUUCUGGGGACAAGGAAAAGGACGAAGAGGUUGACGAAGCCCUUUUAGAGCCUGCGCCGCCCAAAAAGCGUCGCGGUCGUCCCCGCAAAUCGGACACCGCAACUGCCAUUCUUCCGAAACCAAAAGAAGACAUCCCAAUGGAGCUUAAGGCAGAAGAGCUUGACGAACUCAUGGACGAGACCACGGAUCCCGACUUCUCGUGCAACCUUGAAGAUGGCCUGGUGCCCAGCGAUAAUUCCUCCGAAGACAACUAUGGAGGCAGUGACGGCUUCGAUUCAGACUCGGACUUCGAGCUGGAAAAACCCGGAAAACAGGAGUUUGCCGUGCUGCCAAAGAGAACAGUGGUGCGACCUAAAAAGUACAAGAAGCGGACGAAACCGGCGGAGCCGAAAGUGCGCAUGUCCCGUGAACUGCUAGAGCAGCGCAAGAAACAACAGGAGGAGUACGAUGUCAUAAUUGCAAAGUUCUUCACCAGCGUGCUACCAUGUGCCAUCUGCAAUCUGCUGGUGCACAACUUUACCGAGAUGCAACGCCACCACCGACUGACCCACCAGGUGGAUCCCGGCUACAUGAUGUGCUGUGGCCGCAAGUUUACGCAGCGCAAAGUGCUGGCCGAACAUGUCCUCGUCCACUGGAACCCGGACCACUUUAAGUGCAGCGUGUGCGAGAAGUCAUUCCAGAACUCACGGCACCUGGAGUCACAUCAGCAGGUGCACUUGGACCCGGCCAUUAAGCUGACCUUCAGUUGCGAUCUGUGCUCGAAAACGUUCCUCAGUAAGACCGCCAUCGACUACCACAAACUGAACAAGCAUGUGCCCAAGUCGGAGUUCAAAUUCACCUGUUCCGAGUGCAAUAAGAAAUUCCUUACCGAGCGCAAGCUAAAGAACCACAUGAGUUCCAUGCAUGACCCGGAGAGCACCAUCAUCUGCGACAAGUGCGGCAAGCAGAUGCGCACCAAGAUCAUCCUCAAGAAGCAUCAGGAGCUUAUGCACUCGGACAAACCGCGCCCGGAACCGGAGCUUAAACAGUGUCAGAUCUGCGGCGCCUGGCUGAAAGGCAUGACGGGUUUGAAACAGCAUAUGAAGAGUAUCCAUGUGGAAAGUGCGGGCGAGCAUCGCUGCCACAUCUGCGCAAAGGUGUCACCGAAUGCGAGGGCUCUGAGGCGUCACAUCUACCACAAUCACGAGUGUGAGCGCAAAUUUAAGUGCACCAUGUGCGAGAAGGCCUUUAAACGGCCACAAGAGCUUAAGGAACACACAUCCACGCACACUGGGGAAGUACUCUACACCUGCCCCAACUGCCCGAUGACGUUCUUCUGCAGCGCCAAUAUGUACAAGCAUCGCCAGCGAUUGCAUCGCGCCCAAUACGAGGCAGACAAGAAUCAGCCUAAGCCCCCGAAUAUCCUGAAGAUAUCGCGAAACGCCUCCUCGCAAAACAAGCCCAAACAGGAAAUCUAGCACUUGAUGAGAAUUAAUUAAAAUAUUUAAGGGUUUCACUUUUACAGAAUUCAAUCGAAAUUGUUUUAUAUUAUACAUCAUUACCACACAUAUACAAUUAUUUUUUUAAUUAUUUCACUCUUUAUAAUAUUUUGAGGCAAUGUAGUUCGAAUGAAAUCUGUAAAAGUCGAAGUCCAAAACGCGUUUGAUACCUUAGACGUAAGCAUAAAGUAAAGUAUUGAGUAAUAAAUGCGAACUGGACUCUGCUCCAAUCCAAUCAAUUGAUAACAAAACA